Messenger RNA from Cetraspora pellucida, 383 nucleotides. The record is from the annotation of a GenBank genome assembly. Lineage: Eukaryota; Fungi; Glomeromycota; Glomeromycetes; Diversisporales; Gigasporaceae.
AACUUGUUGAUUCUGCUGAAAAACAAUUUAUAAAAAUUAACAAAACUGAUUAUAAUAUUAAUUAUCAAACCUAUUACUUCUAUAAAUACUUUAAAGCUUUUCUUCAAGCAUUAACUCAAAAUAAUAAAAUCUUCAGCUUAAGCUAUGACCAAGCUAUUAAAAAAGCUACAAACCAAAUUACAGAUAUUUAUUUUCUAGACAAAAUUAUUAUCUACUUUGAAAUACUUAAACAAAGUGAUACAAAUCUUUUUAUCUUUUUUAUCCAGAAAAAAUACAAUAAAGACUAUUACCCUCUAGCUAAAUCUCUUAUUAUUAAGAAAUUUAAAUAUAUUACUCCAAAAAAAAUCAAUGAUUUUGACCUUUUUAAACCUACUAUAUCUUAA